This is a messenger RNA of Strongyloides ratti, 2016 nucleotides long. Its product is annotated as Cysteine-rich flanking region, C-terminal domain and Leucine-rich repeat and Leucine-rich repeat, typical subtype-containing protein. Gene Ontology annotation, molecular function: protein binding. The transcript is spliced from 2 exons. The coding region runs from base 1 to 2016 and encodes 671 amino acids. The record is from RefSeq and is a predicted model, not a curated record. Lineage: Eukaryota; Metazoa; Nematoda; Chromadorea; Rhabditida; Strongyloididae.
AUGUCAGAGUAUUCACAUAUGCAUCAUUCAAUAUGUAAACAUUGUAUGUGUGAUCAACAAUUAGCAACAAUAACAUGUACAGGACAAAAUUUAUAUAUUCAAACUAUUAAACUUCCCAAUUGGGCAGAGGUUCUUCAUAUACAUAAUGUAAAUAUGAAACAUUUACCACAUUUUACAUAUAAUACUAAUCUAAGAGUAUUAAGAAUUAAUAAUGCAAAAAUGGAAAAUCUUCAUCCAUUAUCUUUUAUAUCAAUACCAAAUCUUGAAACAAUACAUUUUGCUGAUAAUAUGAUAAGUGAAUUACCUGAUAAUUUAUUUCAACCAUUACAUAAAUUAAGAAUAUUAAAUUUAGCAAGAAAUAAAAUAAAUAAUGUUGGAAUAUUUGAAAAUAUAAUACCUAAUAAUAUUAUAUUAGAUCAAUUUGUAUUAGAUGGAAAUAUAUUAGAAAGAACAUUUAUGUUAAAUGAUAAUAGUGGUUAUGGAACAUUUCCUUUAGCAAAACAACUUCAUCUUUCUAAUACUGGUAUUAUUGGCAUUACCAAAGAUUAUUUUAUAUUAUCAGAAAAUAAAAAUUCUAUUAAUGAAAAAUGGACAAUGGUUCCAUUUAGUUAUCAACAAUGGUCAAUAUUAAAAUAUCUUGAUUUAUCAUAUAAUCAAAAAUUAAAAAUUAAUCAUUUAGCAUUAGAAUUAAUGAAUAAUAUAACAACAUUAAAACUUGAUCAUUCAAAAAUACCUAAUGAAUUUAUGAAAUGGUUAGAUACAAAAAGUAAAGCAAAACAUGUAUCAAUAUCAUAUGCUACAUUAAAUGAUGAUGAAAUGUUAUAUGAAAAUAAUGAUGAUAUCAAUGAAUGGAUAUAUUGUAAUUCAAAUUUAGAAUAUUUAGACAUUUCAGGAUUAGGUAUAACAGAAAUUAUUUUACCAAAACAUUGUCAUGUUAAAUAUUUAUAUGCACAAAAUAAUAGAAUAUAUAAUUUUCAAUUUUAUAAUCCAUCUUUUAAGAAAAUAUAUUUGGAUGAUAAUAAUUUACAUCAAUUUCCAACUCCUGAAAUAGGAAUUGUUUUUGAUCAACUUGAAGUUUUUUCUAUUUCUCACAAUCAUAUGAGAAAAAUUUCCUCAAAAACUUUUCAUUAUUAUCCAUCAUUAGAUUAUUUAGAUAUAUCUUCAAAUCAACUUUAUUAUAUUGAUGAUGAUGCUUUUCCAUCUCUUGGAUUAAGAAUUAAAUUUUUAAAUGUUUCAAAUAAUCGUUUGGCAAAUUUUGUUCAUCCAAUUCUACCAUCAUUAAAUAUUUUAGAUUUAUCACAUAAUCAAUUGACAUCUCUUGAUCCUGAACUUUUUGCUGGUCUUCCUACUAUAAAUAGAUUAAUCCUUGAUCACAAUUAUCAAAUUGAUAUGGAAUGUAAAUUAAAAUCAAAAAAUUGUUGGUUGGAUUCAAUUAAUUUAUUGUCAUCUCUAGUUGAACUUCAACUAUCCUCAACAUCAUUAAAUCAUUUUCCUAAUUUAUCAACAUUUACAAAUUUAAAAGUUCUUACAUUAGCUAAUAACAAAAUUAUUAAUAUUGAUAAUUCUCUUUUACCAAAAUGUUUAACACACUUAGAUUUGUCAAAUAAUUUAAUACAUAAUCUAUCAACAAUUUCAUCAACAAAAAUCUCAUGUCUAAAUGAUCUCAAGAUAUCAAAUAAUCCAUUACAAUGCCAUUGUUCAUUGGAAAAAUUUUAUCAUAUACUACAAAAAGAUGAUUUGUUUUUCGAUCAAAAUGCUUAUUAUUGUUUUAAUAAUCAUUGGCAAUAUCCAUUAUCUACAUACCUCGAUUCAACAACAUCCUGUGACAAGGCAAAUGACACCUAUAAUUCAAUUCCAUCAUUUACACAUGUUACUGGAGUCCUCCUCAUAUUUAUUUUAAUAUUUUUUGGAGUAUUAUUCAUGUUAACAAAAGUUAAUUCGGUGAUUACAAAAUAUAAUAUAGUUCCUUUUACUUAUAAACCAGUGCAAACAAUAGAUGAACCAAUUGAUUUGUAA